This is a messenger RNA of Dermacentor albipictus, 3393 nucleotides long. Its product is annotated as stomatin-like protein 1. NCBI's taxonomy places the organism in Eukaryota, Metazoa, Arthropoda, Arachnida, Ixodida, Ixodidae. Gene Ontology annotation, cellular component: plasma membrane. The record is from RefSeq and is a predicted model, not a curated record.
CAGCUGGUUGUGCUAGCCACUGCUCUCGGUACAGGCAGCCUAUGGCAGCCUCAUAAAGAAUCAAAGUGUACGUAGUAGCAUUAGUAGCGUGUUAGGGGCAACGAUGGACGACAAAUUUUCUCCCUACAGUGAUAGCUAUGACACACCUGACUUCGUAUUUGAUUACACCUCAGCGUUUGAUUAUUCUUCUAUUCAUCACAUGACGGCGCUGAAGAAACCCGAGAAAUACAUGACAAUAUUUAACUAUAACAAGCGCCAGGUUGUUGUGGAUUUGUCAGAAUGCGAGCCAGAACCGUGGCAGUCGACUGUUAUUAGAACGAUCGUGACGUUCUUCUGCUACCUCUUCCUCGUUUUCACAUUUCCAGUGACGUGCUGGGUCUGCAUAAAGAGAGUGCCGUCCCUGGAAAGAAUCGCCGUCUUUCGUUUGGGGAAGCUGCAGCCAGUUCAGGGUCCAGGCCUUGUGUUGGUGUUCCCGGUCAUUGACUCUUACAUGAAAGUUGACCUGAAGCCCAAGGUCUUUGAGGUGCCCGCACGUGAGGUUCUGACUGGUGAUGGAGCAAUCAUCGAGGUGGGAGCCGAGUUGCAUUGGCAGGUGGUUCACAGUGUCCGUUAUGUCACACGAGUGAAAGAGGUUGAUGCUACAGUGGGAGCACUCUGCCAGCAGUGCUUGGCAUCUCUGUUGGGCUGCAGUGACCAGGAUGACUUAGAUCGGCGUCGUGAGGCCAUUGAGGCCACACUUCUGACCAAGCUGAAUGAAACAAUCCUUCCAUGGGGGCUGGAGGUCAUCAAGGUUACUCUCAAAGUGACCCGUGUGGUGAAAACAGCUGAGCCAAGCAAUCCGCUGACUCCUGUAAUGUCUGCCAUAAAGAGUGUCCUUGGUUUUCCCUCGGAACAUGCCAAAACCCAAGCAUCAGUUCCACCUGGUCCUGGAGGCCUACAUGCUGUGCCAGCAAGCCCAAGUGAGCCACAGUUCGAGCAGCUGGUGCAGGUACUACACCAGCUGGCCCUGUUUGCUGCCCAGCAAAAUGAGUUUCAGGGUGUCUGUGCUACGUACACUCUCCAGAUCCAUGCUGACACCAAGGAUGGCAUCACAGUUCAUGUUUGCUUUGACCAAGGUAGUGUGGAGCUGGUUCGUGGCAGUGACCUGGGAAACAGAAGGAAUGCUGAUGUGACGCUGCGCCUCUCUGCUGAUGAUCUGACCCUGAUCCUAUGCGGGAAGGAGUCUCCCAUGCAGGUGUACAUGGGUGGCCGCAUUCAAGUCCAAGGCGAUUGGUCUUGCCUGCGUCGUUUCAUGGGCGUAAUUGACAAAUGCUCUACCGGCUAGAAGUUGCUUGUUUUUUCCAGGUCAAACCAUUCAAUUUACACAUUGUAGCUUUUGCAAUCUAAUAUUUAACAGUAAUGUGAGCUGUAUGCUUAAAAGCAUCAUUGUGCUUACACUUUGCCUGCUGAUUUGCUGUACGGUUUGUUACAAGCACAUAAUAUAGCAAUGCUGAACUAUGAGGACAAAAUAUUGUGAAGUAGCUCCAAAUUAUUUCAUCCUUGGUCUCUAUGAAGAAACUUAUCUGAUAGUAGUGUAACGUAGAGGAGUAGAGCUUGCUUCAACAAUGCGUAAAUCACAAUGUUGUAGUCAUUGGUGCACUUGUCAGCACAUGUUAUAUAUCUAUGCAGCACAGCUUUUUUUUUUAUGUAGUGGACUCCCUUUAAAACAAUUGCUUAAGAAACACUCAAGAUUAAUUUGUCUUAUCAGACAUGUAUCUGAACAGUAAAGCGCCAAGUUUAUGCUACACACAACAAGGUGCCAAAAAUUUAUUAGCUUAUCAGAAAAUUGAUCUAAACAGAGGUGGUCUUAAAAGCUGUUUACUGUGUUAUAAACUUACACAGUCGAGCGCCUUUACAACUAAUGCUUCUACAACUAAAUAACCUGUAUAACAAAGGUAUAAUUGUGUCCCAAUUCUAUUGUAAGCAGUGUGGUGCGCGACCUUUAUACCGAAGUGACCUGUGUAACGAACGAUUUCGGAGGCCCCAAGUACUUAAUUAUAAAGGCAUUCAACUGCAGCAUUGCACUUGACAGAAGAUUGAUGUCAUUGUAUGCUUCCCUUCAAAACCUGUGAUUUGCAGAGAUUUAUUAACGUGGAAAAAAAAAGCAAGAGCUCUUUAUCGGUCAAAAUCUUUUCCAUGUUGCCAAACACUUGUAGCGCGAGCAUACUUAAGCAGAUCAGUGGUGUCAUUCUCAGACAUGCAUUGUGUGCUAGUCAUCUUGAUGGCUUUAUUUUGUGUCAUGAUUUCUGAAAUUUAGAUAAAAUGUGAUCUGAAAUACUAGCAUUUGUAGUGAUAAACACAUUCCAUUCUUGGUUGUGUGAGCACACACCCAAAGUUCACCCUCGCUCUAACAGUGCUCUGAGUCAUAUACCUAGUCACUGCUUGAACAGUAUUGGAAAUGUUAAUUUCAAGAAGAAUAUGCUUCCCAUUUUAAGUUGUGUACAUCUUAAUGUCAGUGGUGUUCUCUUUUUUUUUUUGAAAGUUUGUUAUAAAGCUUUUACAGUGCUUACAUUGUGAAGAGUGCAGGCAUUUUAAGGUUUAACACCUCAUUCUUCAUUCACAUUUCAGCAUCUUCCAUCAAUAACAUUUCAAAUGUAUCUUCUUGUGUUUACCAUGUUGGAUCAUAAGUACAGUAUUGUCUGAGAACCACUACCAACAAGCAAAAAGUUAUUUCUGACUUGGGAUAGAGCAUGGUCAAAGCUGUGUGCAAACCAUUCGUUUUCGUAUUUAUUUAUUAUUUAUUUUUUAAACAUGUAUAAUCUUGCUUUAUAUUAUAACAAUAUUCUGAGCAAUAUUGAAGAUUUUUGUGAGCAGCAACAAUUUCUUUAUAAAUGUGUAGCAGUAUGGUAGAUUUAAAAAAGUGCAGUGCUUACUUUUUCUUCUUGUUUUGGCAAUUGAAGUGCACUUAGAGAAGUACUGACAUGGUACUUGUGACUGUUCAUUUUUUUCAUUAAAUGAAGGUCCUGGACCUCUAAAUUCUAGAAAAAAUGCUGGAAAGCCUCAAAGCACUUUAAAUAAUAUAACAGCCAGUUUUGGUUUCGUUUCUAUUGUUCAUGACAUCACAAUGCAGAAGGGAGAAGACGUUGCGAGGUUUUGACACUCUUUAUCUGCUGUGUUGCUACGUCAGACCCCACAACGAGUAGCAGCAUAAGAGGCAACUGAGUAAACCAAAACAAGUGUCAAAAUGUCACAAUGUCCUGCACUUUUGUGACCGCAUUCUGCUUCAUGAAAUCACAACCCAGCAACUGCUUCAAAAAUGAAAACAAAACUGGCCGUGUAGCAAAGCUAUUACAUUAAAUUAUGUAAGAUACUCUGAGGCUUGUCAGUAUAUUUUCUAGGGCUUAGAGGUAUAUA